GGCUGGCUGGUGGGGAGGCUCCGGGCUCAGGUCCUGCGGCGGCGCCUGCGGCGCGGAUUCCCCACGUCCUCGCCCGGGCUGGGCCUGAGGGACGGGCGAGCCGGGGCGCGGGAGGAGGCGGCGGCCCCGGCUCGGGUCCUGCGAAUCCCCGCUCCCCUCAGGGCGGCCCCCGAGGAGUCCCCGCCCCCGCCGCAAAGCUCCGGCGCCAGUGGCUGGCGCUGGCCCCGCCCCUUGGCCCGGGCGGCCCGGGAUUCCCGGCGGAGCGGGGGUUGGCUUUGGCCCCGGGGGUUCCGGGCGCGGCCCCAUGGCCUCCGAGGCGGUGAAGGUGGUCGUGCGCUGCCGCCCCAUGAACCAGCGGGAGCGGGAGCUGCGCUGCAGGCCGGUGGUGACUGUAGACUGCGCGCGCGGCCAGUGCUGCAUCCAGAACCCGGGCGCCGCCGACGAGCCGCCCAAGCAGUUCACCUUCGACGGCGCCUACCACGUGGACCACGUCACCGAGCAGAUCUACAACGAGAUCGCCUACCCACUGGUGGAGGGUGUCACUGAGGGCUACAAUGGCACCAUCUUUGCCUAUGGCCAGACAGGCAGCGGGAAGUCCUUCACCAUGCAAGGCCUGCCGGACCCGCCCUCCCAGAGAGGCAUCAUCCCCAGGGCCUUCGAGCACGUGUUCGAGAGCGUCCAGUGUGCAGAGAACACCAAGUUCCUGGUCCGGGCCUCCUACCUGGAGAUCUACAAUGAAGAUGUCCGGGACCUCCUGGGGGCUGACACCAAGCAGAGGCUGGAGCUGAAGGAGCACCCGGAGAAGGGCGUGUACGUGAAGGGGCUGUCCAUGCACACGGUGCACAGCGUGGCCCAGUGUGAGCGCAUUAUGGAGGCCGGCUGGAAGAACCGCUCUGUCGGCUACACACUGAUGAACAAGGAUUCCUCACGCUCCCACUCCAUCUUCACCAUCAGCAUUGAGAUCUCUGCCAUGGAUGAAUGGGGCAAGGACCACCUCCGGGCGGGCAAACUGAACCUUGUGGACCUGGCGGGCAGUGAGCGGCAGUCCAAGACUGGGGCCACGGGCGAGCGGCUCAAGGAGGCCACCAAGAUCAACCUGUCACUGUCGGCACUGGGCAACGUCAUCUCGGCGCUGGUGGACGGGCGCUGUAAGCACAUCCCCUACCGGGACUCAAAGCUGACACGGCUGCUGCAGGACUCACUGGGUGGCAACACCAAGACGCUGAUGGUGGCCUGCCUGUCUCCUGCGGACAACAACUAUGAUGAGACACUCAGCACACUGCGCUACGCCAACCGGGCCAAGAACAUCAGGAACAAGCCGCGCAUCAACGAGGACCCCAAGGAUGCACUGCUUCGCGAGUACCAGGAGGAGAUCAAGAAGCUCAAGGCCAUCCUGACGCAGCAGAUGAGUCCCAGCUGCCUAUCAGCCCUGCUGUCUAGUCAGACACCCCCAGACCCUGUGCAGGCGGAGGAGAAGCUGUUGCCCCCGCCUGUGAUCCAGUAUGACAUGGAGGCUGAGAAGCAGCUGAUCCGGGAGGAGUAUGAAGAGCGCCUGGCCCGCCUGAAAGCUGACUAUAAGGCUGAGCAGGAGUCUCGGGCCAGGCUGGAGGAAGACAUCACUGCUAUGCGCAACUCAUAUGAUGUUAGGCUGUCCACGCUGGAGGAGAACCUGCGGAAGGAGACAGAGGCUGUCCUGCAGGCGCGAGUCCUCGACAAGGCUGAGGUCAUGUCCAAGGCUGAGGUCAUGUCCAAGGCUGAGGUCAUGCCUAGGGCUGAGUUUGCCAGCAGGUCUGAGUACCCGCCUGCUUUUCAGUAUGAGAUCGUGGCAAAGCCCGAGGUCUUCUCCACAGCUGACCCUCCGCCCAGUGACGAUUUCUCCAAGACUGAGCUUUCCUCCAGGUUUGCGGAGCUGCGCAAGGUGGAGCCCUCCAAGUCUGAGAUUUCUCUGGGCUCCAGCGAGUCAUCCACGCUUGAAGAAACCUCUGUGUCUGAGGCUUUCCUUGGGCCCGAGGAACCCUCCAAUGUGGAGGUCUGCACGCCCACUGUGCAGUCCGGCAGCAGAUACUUCCUGGAUGAGUGCCUCAGGCAGGAGUCUGCUGGGCAUCUCCUGGGGGAGCAGAACUACCUCCAGGAAGAGGAGCCGCAGGAGGAGCCUCUACAGGGGUUACUAGGCCUGUGGGACCCGUUUGCCAAGGUGGAAGCCAAGCUGGCCAGACUCUCCUCCACCACAGCCAGGACAGAUGCACCCCAGGCAGACAUCCCCAAGGUCCCCGUGCAGGACCCCGUGCCGACAGACCUGCUGGAGCCUGGGGAUGCCAGGCCUGAAGCCGAGGUGGCUGGUGACUUCCUGCCCAGGCCUGAGGUGGAUCUGGUCUCGGAAGUGGCCUUGGAGGUGAUGCCAACAGCAGAGCCUGGCGUGGGGUUAGAGGCUGAGGCCCCAGUGGCCCUGGGGGCUCAGCCUCAGCCCCUGCCAGCCAUGACCAACAUGAGGAGGGAAAGCAUGGGCAUAGAGGUGGCAGUGCUGGAGGACGACCUGCUGUCCAUUGAGGACCAGCAGCAGGUGCUGGCCCGUCUGCAGCUGCUGGAGCGGCAGGUGGUGGGUGGAGAGCAGGCCAAGAACAAGGACCUGAAGGAGAAGCACAAGUGGCGCAAGCGGUAUGCAGACGAGCGCAGGAAGCAGCUGCUGGCUGCCCUGCAGAACACGGAUGAGGACAGCGGGGACUGGGUGCUGCUCAACGUCUACGACUCCAUCCAGGAGGAAGUGCGGGCCAAGAGCAAGCUGCUGGAGAAGAUGCAGAGGAAGCUUCGGGCCGCAGAGGUGGAGAUCAAGGACCUGCAGUCCGAGUUUCAGCUGGAGAAGAUCGAUUACUUGGCCACCAUCCGCCGGCAGGAGCGUGACUCCAUGCUCUUGCAGCAGCUCCUGGAGCAGGUGCAGCCCCUGAUUCGCAGGGACUGUAACUAUAGCAACCUUGAGAAGAUUCGGCGUGAGUCCUGCUGGGAUGAAGAUAAUGGCUUCUGGAAGAUCCCACAGCCUGCCAUCAUCAAAACCAGCCUCCCAGUAGCAGUUUCAACUGGGCCACAGAACAAACCAGCCCAAAAAACCUCUAAAGCAGAGAAUGGCGAGCCGAACAUGCUCACUGGCAAGAACCUGUCUCCUAUAUUUGGUGGUGCAACAGGAAUGCAUGUUAUUAAAGCUGGGGUGUUUUCCUCUUUCUUUGUGGGGACAGUUUCACUUCAUCACCCAGUCUGGAGUGCAGUGGCAUGAUCUUGGCUCACUGAAACCUUCACCUCCUGGGUUCACGUGGUUCUCGUGCCUCAGCAUUCUGAGUAGCUGAGAUUACAGGCACCCACCUCCACACCUGGCUAAUUUUUGUAUUUUUAGUAGAAACAGGGUUUUGCUACGUUGGCCAGGCUGGUCUCAAACUCCUGGCCUCAUGAUCUGCCUGCCUUGGACUCCCAAAGUAUUGGGAUUAUAGGCGUGAGCCACUGUGCCCAGACAAGCAGAGGUAUUUUCAGUGAAACUCUUCAAGUUAACUUAGCUGGGAGCUGCUGUCCCCAGCAGCCACCAAAGGCUUAGACAGAAGGGCACCAGCAGGAAUCCACAGGUCCCUUGGCAUGGCCUGGUCAUCAAGGGUUGGAUUGCAGGCACAGCUUCCACGACACAAGUCCAUGAGCAACGAUGUGAAAGUUGUUAUUUACAGAGCCUCAGGCUAGGCAGAGCCACCAGAGAGGGACCCAGGCAGCUGGACCCCCUGCUAGUGUCCUUGUGUCUGGGCCUCUGGCAGCUGCUGGGGACAGUAGCUACAAGCUAAGUUAAUAGAGAAACUCAGAGUUUUGUUCAAAACAAGGGGUCAGCAAACUUUUUCUGUAAAGGACCUGAUCAUAAAUAUCUUGGGCUUUGAGAACCACAUGGUUUCUGUCACAACCACUCAACUUUGCCACUGUAGCACACAACAGCCACAGGUAAUACACAAAUGAAUGGUGUUUCAAUAAAGCUUUAUUUACAAAAACAGUCUGCAGGCCAGAUUUGGUCUCUUUGC
This is a messenger RNA of Callithrix jacchus (white-tufted-ear marmoset), 4040 nucleotides long. RefSeq names its product kinesin family member 17 (gene KIF17). Gene Ontology annotation, molecular function: ATP binding; microtubule motor activity; microtubule binding. Gene Ontology annotation, biological process: microtubule-based movement. NCBI's taxonomy places the organism in Eukaryota, Metazoa, Chordata, Mammalia, Primates, Cebidae. The record is from RefSeq and is a predicted model, not a curated record.